Messenger RNA from Rhinolophus ferrumequinum (greater horseshoe bat), 898 nucleotides. RefSeq names its product HRas proto-oncogene, GTPase (gene HRAS). Gene Ontology annotation, molecular function: GDP binding; GTP binding; GTPase activity. NCBI's taxonomy places the organism in Eukaryota, Metazoa, Chordata, Mammalia, Chiroptera, Rhinolophidae. Gene Ontology annotation, cellular component: plasma membrane. The record is from RefSeq and is a predicted model, not a curated record. Gene Ontology annotation, biological process: Ras protein signal transduction; cellular senescence.
UCCCUGGACUGCGCCAUGACGGAGUAUAAGCUCGUGGUGGUGGGCGCUGGUGGCGUGGGGAAGAGUGCCCUGACCAUCCAGCUCAUCCAGAACCACUUCGUGGACGAGUACGACCCCACAAUCGAGGGACUCCUACGGAAGCAAGUGGUCAUCGAUGGGAGACGUUGUCUGCUGGACAUCCUGGACACGGCGGGACAGGAGGAGUACAGCGCCAUGCGGGACCAGUACAUGCGCACCGGCGAGGGUUUCCUCUGCGUGUUUGCCAUCAACAACACCAAGUCCUUUGAAGACAUCCACCAGUACCGGUGACAGAUCAAGCGGGUGAAGGACUCGGACGACGUGCCCAUGGUGCUGGUGGGAAACAAGUGUGACCUGGCUGCACGCACUGUGGAGUCUCGGCAGGCACAGGACCUGGCCCGCAGCUACGGCAUCCCCUACAUCGAGACCUCGGCCAAGACGGCCAGGGCAGCCGCUCUGGCUCCAGCUCCGGGACCCCGGGACCCAGCGGCCCCUCGCGCUGGCGUAGAGGACGCCUUCUACACGUUGGUGCGUGAGAUCCGGCAGCACAAGCUACGCAAGCUGAGCCCACCAGAUGAGGGCGGCCCUGGCUGCAUGAGCUGCAAGUGUCUGCUCUCCUGAGUGCCCGCUCGUCCCCUGUGCCCGCCCCCAUGGGCGCAGGCCUGGAGGUGCCGGAUGCUGGGGGGUGGGGAGGAAGGAAGUGCUGCCAGAAGCCCGGCCAGCCCGGGGUUGGUGGACAGAGUGACGCAGACCUCCAGGACGCUUUGUACAGACUGUCGUGAACUGAUGCCACCGGUGCCCCAGCUGUUACUCCUCCCAGCCGUCCUGGCCCAUCAGGCACUGGUUGAAUGCAGUAAAUUAUUUGAUGGUCUUGACCCUG